Harpegnathos saltator (Jerdon's jumping ant) is the source of this 7150-nucleotide messenger RNA. RefSeq names its product chromatin-remodeling ATPase INO80 (gene Ino80). The coding region runs from base 345 to 5399 and encodes 1684 amino acids. Gene Ontology annotation, molecular function: ATP hydrolysis activity; ATP binding; histone binding. Lineage: Eukaryota; Metazoa; Arthropoda; Insecta; Hymenoptera; Formicidae. Gene Ontology annotation, cellular component: Ino80 complex. The transcript is spliced from 27 exons. The record is from RefSeq and is a predicted model, not a curated record. Gene Ontology annotation, biological process: DNA repair; chromatin remodeling.
AACUAUUGAGAUAUUUAACAGAAUUAUAACCGCACCAGCUCGAUACGACGUGUCAUUCUUCUUAUAUAAUGAAAUUAGCCGCACACGAUUUCGCAUGACAGUUUUACGCCCGUAAUAUGCAUUGUCCGUUGCUAAAAAUGCGAAAAAUGUCAAAGUAUAGUAGUAGGUCUCAUGAAGAUCAUUCCUUAUAGCUCGCUAUCGUGAAACGGGAAAACGCACGUUUUAUUUUGUUACGUUUGUAAAUCGUGACUGCUUAUAACUCAUGUAAUAUGCAUUUCUGUAAUUGUUUUACAUCAGCAUCCAUUGAAUUAUCAUUCAGUUGGUGAAUUUUGUAUAGAGUGGUAAUGUCCGAUAGAGCAAACACAAUGAAGUUGGAAGCUGAAAUGGCUACACCGUUGCACUUGCAAAGAUUAGAACGUAGUCUUAAUCUACAGCCAUUUUUGAGGCAAAUCAACGAUCUCUUUCAAGAACAAGCUAGCGAAGAUGACAAGUCUGUCUCAUCAGAAUCUUCUGAUGGAUCAGAUGCUUACAUUGAAAAUGUACUCACCCGCAAGGAAGAAACAAGAAUUAAUAAGCUGAGGGUAUACAAUAUGUCAAGUGUGGGAGAAGAACGACGAUGGUUACAAGAUAUUCUAUUAAGUGACUCCUCUGAUAGUUCUGCAUCAGGUUCCGAUACAGAUAGUCCAAUCACAGAAGAAGAUUUUCAGGAGAUGUUGAAAGUUCACAUAUUACGAAAGAAGUAUCAAGGCCGCUUCUAUCAAAAACCUGAAAACAUACAAUAUCAAUAUUAUAGUGCAGGUUUACUGUCAAAUUAUGAUAGAUUUUUAGAACAUCAAAAGCUAAUUGUAGGGAAUAAAAAAAAGAAAGAGAAAAAGCCCGACAAAAAAAUCAUGAAAAUUAAGAAGGAAAAGAUUAAUCGUCAUCGAACAUCUGAAGAAUAUCGUAAAGGAGAUUUUCCGGAAGGAGAAUGGGAUAGAUCAAUUCCCAGGGAAGAAGAAUUAGACGAGGCUGAGUUAGAAGCUAUAAUGCGUCAUCAGCCACGAGGGAGAGGGAGAAAGAAACAUAACACUAAAAGCGUGGAAGUAAUGACAAUGAGAAGAAAAAAAAUAUGGGUUAUGAUGUCUAAGAAAGAACUGGGCAAAGUACAGCGGGCAAAAUCUAAUAAUCAUAAAGAGAUGCUAAUAAGUUGUAAAAAGGUUGCACAGCAUUGUAUGAAAUAUUGGAGGCAAAAAGCUAUGCAGUCACAAAAAAAUAUGAAGGAGACUAUCUGGAGGGCCAAACGUUUGACAAGAGAAAUGCAGUCUUACUGGAAACGUUGUGAUCGAGUUGAACGAGAAACUAGGAGAAGAUUAGAAAAAGAAGCUGAAGAACAGCGUAAAAUGGAUGUAGAGCUUAUCGAGGCAAAACGUCAGCAGAGGAAAUUAAAUUUUCUUAUCACCCAAACAGAGCUAUAUGCGCAUUUUAUGUCACGAAAAUUAGGUAAAGCGUCACCAGAGGAACAAUUGAGAAUCCUGAAUCAAUUAGACGAAGAAAAAAAUCCCAGACUUAUCGGUAUCGACGAUUACGAUAGCGAGGCCAUGAAAUUGAAAGCAAAGAGGAAUGCUACCGAAGCGUUUGAUAAUGAAAAGGCUAGAACUAAACAGUUUGAUACAGUCGCAACGUCUCAAGAAUUACGUCUCAGCGAUACACCUGACAAUUUGGAGCAUCCUCAACCCUCAAUUUUCAAAGGAAAUUUGAAAGGUUAUCAAUUGAAGGGAAUGAAUUGGUUGGCAAACUUAUACGAUCAGGGCAUCAGUGGAAUACUAGCUGAUGAAAUGGGUCUGGGGAAAACUGUGCAGUCUAUAGCAUUUUUGUGUCAUGUUGCCGAAAAAUAUUCUGUUUGGGGGCCAUUCCUAAUUAUAUCACCAGCUUCUACAUUACAUAACUGGCAGCAGGAAAUGGCAAGAUUUGUACCGGUAUUCAAAAUAGUUCCAUACUGGGGUAACCCUCAAGAACGCAAGAUACUUAGACAGUUUUGGGAUACUAAAGAUUUGCAUACAAAGGAAGCAUCUUUCCACGUAGUAAUAACGAGUUACCAAUUAAUAAUCACCGAUUAUAAAUACUUCAAUAGAAUAAAAUGGCAGUACAUGAUUUUGGAUGAAGCACAAGCUAUAAAGAGCACAAGCAGUAUGAGAUGGAAGUUGUUAUUGGGGUUCAGUUGCCGUAACAGAUUAUUGCUUAGUGGUACUCCUAUACAAAAUAGUAUGGCAGAAUUAUGGGCAUUAUUACAUUUUAUUAUGCCGACUUUGUUUGAUUCACAUGACGAAUUUAACGAAUGGUUUUCUAAGGAUAUUGAAAGUCAUGCAGAAAAUAAAACGGGCAUAGAUGAGAAACACUUAUCGAGGCUGCACAUGAUUUUGAAACCUUUCAUGUUACGAAGAAUAAAGAAGGACGUAGAAAAUGAGUUAUCUGAUAAGAUUGAGGUGAUGGUGUAUUGUCCACUUACAACGCGUCAAAAGUUACUUUACUCUGCGUUGAAAAAGAAAAUUAGGAUAGAGGAUUUACUGCAUUACACAGUAGGCGGAGGCGACACUGCAUCCAACGAUAAAAACUUUACUUCCAAUCUAAUGAAUCUAGUCAUGCAGUUCCGAAAGGUCUGUAAUCAUCCGGAACUCUUUGAACGUAGAGACGCUAAAUCGCCGUUCUUUAUGAACACUGAAUUGUACAAUCUGCCCAUCUUACUGUAUAAUGAGGGACUUUUGCAUCUAGCAUUACCAUCCAGGGAUCAUUUGUUGUGUAAUAAGUUGUUUAUAUUCGCUGCGGAAUAUAUUCAUCGUGCUCUUCACUGCGAUGUAGACUCGCACGAAAAUACCUUUUCCUUUAGCAGAUUUGUUAAUUUAUCUCCGAUGGAAAUAAAUAAGAUUUUUAUUGCCGGUACUUUAUUCAGAUUGUAUUUAAUAACGUUGAUGGAGAGAAGAUUAAAAAUAAUACAGUACUGGGAGAAUUGGUGCGUCGACAACAGAUCGAGAACGCCCAUGAAUCAGUUGUUUUAUUUGCCCCGAAAAAUUGAGGCUUUAUCGAUGACGUUACAGGAUUUGUUGUUUACGAGAAAGAUAAUUGAAGGCGAGGCUUUAUAUGUACACACUGCCCAUACAAUACACUCAAUGCCGGAAACUGUUGCUCACAGGAUACUACGUAGCAGUAAAAAAUCUGCUAAUCAACUGACAAAAUUGCAGAGAAUACUUCCUGCUGGUAAAGCGGAGCAAUCGGAGGACUCGAAGUUGUCUUUGUUGCCUGAGCAUCCUCACCAUCCGCGACAAUCCAUAGUGCGAUAUUGUCAGGAGACAAUGAUUCCUGCCUUCGUUUGCGACAAGAAUCCCAAGGUUCAAGCUAGUCCGCGUAAAUUAUAUGUUAGUAGCAGUUCCGCAGCGUGUGCUUGGAAGAGGCAUGAGGAAUGCGGCGGAUUAUUUGGUCAAAGAUUACUUUGGUUCGGCUGUGAACGAGCACUUUCCUCGUCAGAAAAAAAUUCAAGUGUAUGUGUUGGUCAAACAACGUCAACAUUUUGCUACCAGCCACUAGGUGGAUUGUCCGCGUGCGCUCCUGUUAAUGGAUGGUCGAAUAUCAUUGUGCCAGAUAAGCAAACGUUAGUAACGGACGCCGGCAAGCUCUCAGUACUGGACAGUCUUUUACGACGCUUGAAGGAACAAGGACACAGAGUGCUCAUUUACUCUCAAAUGACGAAAAUGAUUGAUCUACUUGAGGAAUACAUGUAUCACAGGAAACACACUUUCAUGAGGUUAGAUGGUUCGUCGAAAAUCUCGGACCGCCGAGACAUGGUAGCAGAUUUUCAGAAGAGAGCGGACAUAUUCGUCUUUCUGCUCAGCACUAGAGCUGGCGGCCUGGGAAUCAACCUUACCGCAGCAGACACGGUCAUAUUUUAUGACAGCGAUUGGAACCCCACCGUAGAUCAACAAGCUAUGGAUCGCGCCCACAGGCUGGGGCAGACUAAGCAAGUCACGGUCUAUCGAUUAAUAUGUAAAGGAACUAUCGAAGAGCGAAUUCUGCAGAGAGCGCGCGAGAAGAGCGAGAUUCAACGUAUGGUUAUAAGCGGUGGAAACUUCAAGCCCGAUACUCUGAAACCCAAGGAAGUGGUCUCGCUUCUACUGGACGAUGAGGAAAUCGAAGCUAAAUACAGCCAACGAAGCGAGGAGAGAAAGCAGCAGCGAGCGGAGGAGGCUCGCCUCGAGUCGAACCUACAGCACAAGGAGAAGGACCGGAAGAGGAAGUUAACCGCGCUUCCGGUCAAGAGCGACGCGAAGAAGCCAUGCCUCGCCGACGCUAAUGGCGACAAAAACAACGAUGCUGUUCAAAUUAAUGUUAAUGAGCCUAAACCGGCCGCCAAUCCGAUUCAGUCACAGCACCAGAACAAUCACCAUCAGCAGCAGCUAGAAAAUGCGGACAAUUACAGCACGCCGACUAGCCCGGCCAAGUCAGAGGACGAAACAAGCAACGAGGGUUUGGUGGUCGAUGUUGACGGCCCGGUGGCGGUUUCCGGCAGUGACGCUCGCCAAGCUCGAGCCGGCAAUGUUCAGUUUGGCGAGCCGUCCAAGGUCGCCCGACUCGGUCAUCACUUCGCUUUCGGCGUGAAUGCCGGCGCGCGUAUGCGACAAUCCGUACGUGGCGCCAGCAAGCGCGGUAGGCCAAGAGGUUCUCGUCGAGGAGGUCCGAUCGGCGGUAAAGGCAGAGGUGUACUUCUCUCGCAUGGCCCGUCCAAGUCCUGCAACGCGGUUGGCAGUCAAUCUCCAUCUUCCUUGUCGCCGACCGGUGGUGGCAACGGUGCUGGCUCCUCCGGCGAGCAGACGGUGCAGCAGGGAGCGCACACGACCACCACCGGCCCAGCCGACGGCGACGGUCCGAGCACGGUAGGUCCGAUAGGUCCACUGAAUACUCUGACUCCCUUAUCUGGACGCGGCAACGUCGCAGGAAUUCGCAGAGGUCCAGGUAGACCGAGACUCCGACCGACCGGGCCUGGACACCAAGGCUACCGCAGUCCCGGACAUCAUCACCAUGGUAAGAAACUCCAGCGAUCGUUGCCAGUGCCGAUCAGGUCUCAAACGAUCGCCGGCUCCGGUCAUCAGCACAAGGCAGCUUCGUCGUCGUCGCAGCAGCAGCCACAGCCACAACAACAGCAGCAGCAGCAGCAGCAACAACGUUCCAACAUCUCAACGCCCGGCUUGUCGUCGUCGUCGUCGUCAUCAUCAUCCUCGUCGUCCUCGUCGUCAUCGUCGUCGGUCCCCGUCACCGCCGCAAACUCGGCGCAGCUGUUGACUUCGACGUUAGGAUCGUCGGCGUUGUCCUCGACAGAGUCGCGACCCUUCGGUUUCUACACGCAGCAACAGCAGCCGCGAGGGCCGGCGUAGUCGCGCGAAGUGUCAAAUCCGAUCGGUCACUCGAUAACGCGACGAUAGGCGACGACGUCAUGUUCUCCGUUUCUUCUUUCAGCCGUGAGAAUCGAUGAGCGACGGAGCAGCGUUGCGGAUCGAUAGGACCGAGUAUGUGAGAACGCACAGUGUUUCCUUCACGAAGAAAGAUGUGAUGUGCGCCGUAUCGAUGUUUCGACAGACUCUCUCUCUCUCUCUCUCUCUCUCUCUCUCGAUUAAAAUAUCGCUGGUGUUUGGCAGAACGAGCCGGAAAGCUCGCUGAGCUGUUCGAGGAUCUGCUGUUCGACUCGCCGUGGAAUUAUUUAUUUGCUCCAUGGUAUAACGAGAACGCGAAUUUCGGCCUCCGGAUUCUAGGAAGCGGAUUUCCAAUCGCGAGCUCGCGCUCCGUUUCUCCGGACGUCGUGAAUCUCUCCCGUCGUGAUCGAUCAGUCGUCGCCGAACGUGGCCAAACAUGCCCUACUAGUGGUUUCCUCCAGUCUCAGCCAUGAUACGCCAUUGUAGAUUGCUUCUCCGAUCAGAUUCAAGUUUCUCUUGUUUGGGCGUUUUUCAAAUCGGCAGUUUUUUUUUUAUCAUGAAUAUCUGAAAGGAGAGAGAGAAAGAGAGAAAGAGAGAAUAUCAUUCGCCGUUGUGAGAAGAACGUCGAUGGUCGCUGACAAUUGAAAAUCUCCUCGGUAUCGGAUCGUAGCUUCGUCGUAGGGGAUUCUUCGGUCGGUGAAUGUGUUUGAUAUACUUUGGAAAGUCGAAAUCGAAAAGUAUGCGCAACGUGUCCCGCGGAUCCUCGAAUCGCCAGCCGAGCGCGCUCUCUCUGGUCUAUCGAGCGCGCCUUGUCGUCGUGUAUUUGUUCUGUCGUAAACUUCACUUCCGUCGGUAGACGUGUUUUUAUCUCAUUCGUCCCCUUCUUAUCCACCCCGAUUUUUGAAUCAUCGUUGCAUGCAAACGAAAGUGAACGUUGACAAUAUCUAGGUACUUGUACGAUCGCGAUGUGGCAUACAAGCGUAUUUAUUUCGUUUAUUUAUGGCGUGUUAGAGCUGAAAUAUAUGAAGGGGAGAAGGUUCGUCGAGAGCGUUUGAGAGCACGAUUGACACAAUCGACAUUCACCAAGGUACUUAAUUAAUCCUCACACUCGCCUGCGGACCCUUCCUCGACCAUUACUUCGACUCAUCUCGUCAGUUCUUCGCGAUGCAAUUUUCAGCGUGCACUCCGAUUCGAUUCGGGUCCGAUCAAUUGUGGGCUCUCGAGAUUUUCUUAUCGCAUGCUGAUCGUUCACUGCGUGUGCGAAAAACUGCUGGAUCGUGUUUAUCAAUAAUUGAUAGAUAAAUCGACCGCGACUCCAUACGUGGUAUAGACGUGGUAUAGACGUGAUUCUUGAUUGCGUUCUAAUUGUACAAUUAGUUAAUCGACAUUAAUCAAUCGAUCGUUUCGACAUGUUUCGCGAAUCAGCCAGCCAGAUCGUUCCCGCGACCGGCGAUCGCCGAUUUUCUGACGGCGAAUGCGUUAACGAACAGGCCAACACGAAAGAGGAGGGAAAGUAUAACCUCCCUCUCCCUUCCCCCUCUCUCCCCAUCAAUCGCUCUCUCGGCGUCAUUGUACAUUGUCAUUAACGAUAGCAUUAUUCCGUCACUAGACUCGGCUAGCCAAUAUUUUUUAAGUAUGUUACGAAACGUCGUUAGGCCAAUUCAAUUUGUAAGAGAAUAGUAUUUAUAUUAGCAAUAAACAGGCGAAAAAAUUUA